Eruca vesicaria subsp. sativa (arugula) is the source of this 3084-nucleotide messenger RNA. NCBI's taxonomy places the organism in Eukaryota, Viridiplantae, Streptophyta, Magnoliopsida, Brassicales, Brassicaceae. The record is from the annotation of a GenBank genome assembly.
GAAGCGAGUCGGUAUUAUUAUUAGAUAGAGAGAGAGAGGGAGCGAGCGAUCAAAUCGAUCCCAUUCGAAGCGAAACUCUAACUUCCUCCUCCCCAAAGAAGAAGAGACGUUAAUGGCGGAUACCGUCGAGCUACCGAGUCGGUUAGCGAUUCUCCCAUUCAGAAACAAGGUUCUCUUACCCGGCGCCAUUAUUCGAAUCCGUUGCACUUCUCAUAGCAGUGUGACGCUAGUGGAGCAGGAGCUGUGGCAGAAGGAAGAGAAGGGGUUGAUUGGUAUUUUACCUGUUCGUGAUGAUGCUGAGGGUUCUUCAGUUGGGACGAUGAUUAAUCCAGGUGGUGGUGGAAGUGAUUCUGGGGAUAGAAGUUUGAAGUUUCUUGUUGGUACAACAGAUGCUCAAAAGUCUGAUGUUAAAGAACAUCAGGAAGUUCACUGGCAUAGCAGGGGAGUAGCAGCUCGUGCUCUGCAUCUUUCCAGAGGGGUGGAGAAACCGAGUGGAAGGGUUACUUAUGUUGUUGUACUUGAAGGUCUUAGUAGGUUUAAUGUUCAGGAGCUUGGAAAAAGAGGACCAUACUCUGUUGCGCGGAUUACAUCGCUCGAGAUGACUAAGGGAGAGUUAGAGCAAGUGGAACAAGACCCAGAUUUUGUAGCACUGUCACGUCAGUUUAAGACCACUGCUAUGGAACUGGUUUCUGUGCUUGAGCAGAAACAGAAAACCGGUGGAAGGACAAAAGUUCUAUUGGAGACAGUUCCUAUUCACAAACUAGCAGACAUCUUUGUUGCUAGUUUUGAAAUGAGUUUUGAAGAGCAACUAUCUAUGCUGGAUUCAGUUGACCUUAAAGUUAGACUCUCAAAGGCCACUGAACUUGUUGAUCGGCAUUUGCAGUCAAUUCGUGUGGCAGAGAAAAUUACUCAAAAAGUGGAGGGUCAGUUGUCAAAGUCACAGAAGGAGUAUCUCUUGCGCCAGCAGAUGAGGGCUAUCAAAGAAGAGCUUGGUGACAAUGAUGAUGAUGAAGAUGAUGUAGCUGCACUUGAAAGAAAGAUGCAAGCUGCGGGAAUGCCAUCUAACAUAUGGAAACAUGCUCAAAGGGAACUGAGGAGACUAAAAAAGAUGCAACCUCAGCAACCUGGUUAUAACAGUUCACGAGUUUACCUGGAGCUUUUGGCUGAUCUUCCUUGGGAGAAGGCAAGCGAAGAACAUGAGUUGGAUCUAAAAGCAGCAAAAGAACGUCUUGACAGUGAUCACUAUGGUUUAGCCAAGGUCAAGCAACGGAUCAUUGAAUAUCUGGCUGUUCGAAAGCUUAAGCCAGAUGCGAGAGGCCCAGUUUUGUGCUUUGUUGGUCCACCAGGUGUGGGUAAAACAUCUUUGGCGUCAUCUAUUGCAGCUGCGUUGGGUAGGAAAUUUGUUCGCCUAUCUUUGGGUGGUGUAAAAGAUGAAGCUGAUAUUAGAGGACACAGAAGGACUUACAUAGGAAGCAUGCCAGGGCGCCUCAUUGAUGGGUUAAAGAGGGUUGGUGUUAGCAAUCCAGUUAUGCUGUUGGAUGAGAUUGACAAAACAGGCUCAGAUGUUCGGGGUGAUCCAGCUUCUGCACUGCUGGAAGUUUUGGAUCCAGAGCAGAACAAAUCUUUUAACGAUCACUAUCUGAAUGUUCCAUAUGACUUAUCGAAGGUGGUUUUCGUUGCCACUGCGAAUAGGGUGCAGCCUAUUCCACCUCCUCUUCUAGACAGGAUGGAGCUAAUAGAGUUGCCAGGUUAUACGCAAGAGGAAAAGCUUAAGAUAGCAAUGCGUCAUCUGAUUCCUCGAGUCCUAGAUCAACAUGGACUGACUUCUGAGUUCCUCAAGAUUCCUGAGGCUAUGGUAAAGAAUAUAAUUCAGAGGUACACAAGGGAAGCCGGUGUUCGUAGUCUGGAAAGAAACUUGGCUGCUGUGGCUCGUGCAGCUGCUGUGAUGGUCGCAGAGCAUGAACAAACUCUUCCACUGAGCAAAGAUGUGCAGAAACUUGCUUCUCCUCUGCUUAAUGGUAGAAUGGCCGAGGGAGGCGAAGUAGAAAUGGAAGUUAUUCCAAUGGGUGAAAAUGAUCAUGAGAUUGGAAGUACCUUCCAGAAUCACUCAGCUUUGGUGGUAGAUGAGACCAUGCUUGAAAAAAUCCUAGGGCCUCCAAGGUUUGAUGAUAGUGAAGCAGCUGAUCGAGUGGCGUCAGCUGGUGUUUCGGUGGGUCUCGUCUGGACUACUUUUGGUGGAGAGGUCCAGUUCGUGGAGGCUACAUCCAUGGUGGGCAAGGGCGAACUGCAUUUGACUGGCCAACUGGGUGAUGUUAUCAAAGAAUCUGCUCAAUUAGCUCUUACAUGGGUAAGAGCCCGUGCAUCGGAUUUCAAGCUAGCACUUGCAGGAGACAUGAAUGUUCUUGAUGGACGAGACAUCCACAUUCACUUUCCUGCUGGUGCUGUGCCGAAAGACGGACCUUCAGCGGGAGUGACUUUGGUGACAGCUCUGGUUUCGCUUUUCAGUCAGAAACGAGUGAGAGCAGACACAGCUAUGACCGGAGAAAUGACACUCAGAGGUCUUGUCUUACCCGUUGGUGGCAUCAAAGAUAAGAUAUUGGCUGCACACCGUUAUGGAAUCAAGAGAGUGAUUCUACCGCAGAGGAACUCGAAGGACUUGGUUGAAGUACCCGCCGCUGUACUUUCCAGCCUAGAGGUGAUAUUGGCAAAGAGAAUGGAAGACGUUCUAGAGAAUGCAUUUGAGGGAGGUUGUCCAUGGCGUAAUCACUCUAAAUUAUGACAGACACGACACAAAGUCCCAAAGUUCUCUCGUCUCCAUGACCCGCAGACCUGUCUUUACCAUUUGGUAAGAUAUCAUCAGAAUGUCUGCAUCUCUCACUCAUAUCUCUUCUGUAUUGUAAGUUUGUGUAUGUAAUGAGCUUUAAAUUUAUCAUCUAAUUUAAUUUACUUCUCUCACAAAUCAGUACUCUUAAAGUCUUAAUAUUUGGUUUAUUAAUCAUGAUACGAGUUGUUCGAUUUUUUUUUUUUUUUGGCAACAUACGAGUUGUUCGAUAUUUGAAUCCCUUUGAAAUAAAUCAUAUAUUU